This is a messenger RNA of Tribolium madens (black flour beetle), 1638 nucleotides long. Its product is annotated as forkhead box protein L2-like. Gene Ontology annotation, molecular function: DNA-binding transcription factor activity, RNA polymerase II-specific; RNA polymerase II cis-regulatory region sequence-specific DNA binding. Lineage: Eukaryota; Metazoa; Arthropoda; Insecta; Coleoptera; Tenebrionidae. The record is from RefSeq and is a predicted model, not a curated record. The coding region runs from base 270 to 1277 and encodes 335 amino acids. The transcript is spliced from 3 exons. Gene Ontology annotation, biological process: anatomical structure morphogenesis; cell differentiation; regulation of transcription by RNA polymerase II.
UAUGCGUGAGCAAUAUCAGAAAAGUUCUCGUCGGUUAUCGUUUUUACGCACUGUUUGUAUACAGUUCGACAGAAAUCUAACUAAAACGUGUUUGUUUCAACUUUGUGAUCUUCAAUGGCCAUGUGGCGUGGAGUAUUGUGGUGCAAGUGAUCCGGAUUUAUUUUACAAAUAGUUUUUGUUUGAAAUAGUACCUAACUGUAAAUAAAUAAACAUUGCGAUAAUUAUGUGUUGUUGGUGUUGAACUGUCUUUUUGGACAAGAGUUUUAAACAUGAAUGACUUGCCCGAAGCGCUUAAUUUUGCGGGAAGACCCAUGCAUUCGGCACACAUUAUGUCCACAAAUUUGUUAUCAAACGUCCAGAAGAUAAAAUCAGAACCUGAUAUCGGAAGUUACCCACUGUCUUCUCUGACUUCGACAUUACCUCUUCACAAUCACGCAAUCGCCCCGACGUCGACUUUCAGCCCCAUAACCGGGGAGAAUGCAAAUGGUGCACCAUUCACCGGAAACGGAAAUAGCAAUACCUCUGUAGAAUCAAUCGAAGAACCCGUCAGAACGGCUAGUACCAGUUCGAGCCACUCGCCCCAGCCGUCUUCGUCGACAACUAGCACUUCCAAUACCACUAGCACUAGCCUAAGCAAACCUCCCUACUCAUAUGUAGCCUUAAUAGCGAUGGCCAUUCAGUCCUCUCACUUGAAACGAGCGACCCUCUCUGAGAUCUACGCUUACAUCACGGCGAAAUUUCCCUAUUUUGAGCGCAACAAAAAGGGGUGGCAGAACUCAAUCCGGCACAAUUUGAGCUUGAACGAGUGUUUCGUCAAGGUGCCACGCGAGGGGGGCGGGGAACGCAAAGGCAACUACUGGACUUUGGACCCUCAAUACGAGGACAUGUUCGAAAACGGGAAUUACAGGAGGAGGAGGAGGAUGAAGCGGCCGUAUCGGAGCGCCCAGCCGUACCCCAAAGCCUUCUUUGGGGACACUUUGGGCCAGCAUAGUCUACCCUUGGCGAGGAAUAUUUUCACACCUCCGACAUACCCACCUCCAUACUCCCGAUACGACACUGCGACGUGGCUGGGGCAUCAGUCGCAGUUGGCCUCCUACACCACCUGCAACAGUGGAGGAUACUCCCAGCAGGGAUAUCCAAGUCCUGCUUUUAGUCCUUGCGGUGUGAGACAAGAGGCCACGGCGAGAUAUCCUCCCUACUGGCCUCCCGAUAGUGAGUACCCCCCCGGCCCCCACAGUUCACCCCCUGCUGACCAACAGCUACUGUUACAGUGGUGACUACAGUGAAGGAGGAGCCAAGCAGCCCGACCUACCGGAAGUGCUUCUUUUGAGAUGACAUCGUGAUUCGACACCACAUUUCCAAGGUUUUUUCUUGUACUUUCUUUAUUGAAUUCAUUUUUGUUAUUAAUUGAUGUGGCUUGAAGCACUCAGAAUUCAUUAGUUUUGUUUAUUUAUAUUCCGUCCGUUUCAAGCAAUGGGAUCGUUGAUCCUUGUUUAUAUGUAUUUAUGUAUGUAAUUAAAUUAUGUAUGUUUAACAAUAAUUUUCUAUCUGUGAAUUAAAAUUUGUUUUCAUUGUUAAUUUUCUUUACAUUUUACUAAUGUAAUAGCGAAAAGGUUUUAAAUAAAAUUUUCUCAGUAA